Molecule: messenger RNA, 5342 nt
Organism: Lingula anatina
Lineage: Eukaryota; Metazoa; Brachiopoda; Lingulata; Lingulida; Lingulidae
Source: RefSeq, a predicted model, not a curated record
CAUAACGAUGUUCUCCCAAACAUCAGCAUGUGUUGAUAAGGAAAAUAUUACAGCUGCUGAAGCUGUUCAAACCAAAAAUAUCUUUGAAACACCAUCACGAACACCUUUGCAUGAUGUAAAUGGUUCUACUGCUGAAAGAAGAUACUUGACUUUAAAGGGCUCUUUCACCCCAUGCAGCAAGGCACAAACCCCUAGCAUAGCACCAGGGAAAACUGCUAAAACUCCAGUAAGAUCCCUAAAAAGGCCUACCAAAGUAACAUUUGAUGUUAGCGCUGACAUUCAAGCUACAUUGACACCUCAGCUUGCACCAGAAUCAAAAUCAGACUUGCCUGAGUUGACAGAUACAGGGACCAUGAUGACACCAAAAAAGGAAGAAAAUGAGGUCAAAUCAACUGAAGGUAACACCAGUGUUCCAGUAGCCAUGGCAACUACUUCCACCAUGGUAACCCCAGUCAAGACUGCUGAAACAGGACAGAUGGUGUCCCCUGUUGCCAUGAAAACAACUUCUACCACUGUCACGCCAGUCAAGACUGUUGAACAAGAGCAGAUGAUGUCACCUGUUACCAUGGGAACAACUGCCACCAUGGUUACCCCAGUCAAGACUACUGAAACAGGACAGAUGACAUCCCAUGUUGCCAUUGAAAAUACUGCAACCAUGACGACUCCUAUCAGCUUGAGAGAUGCUGGAGGAAUGACCAGUCCAGUCAAGACACAUGACCAGGGUCAAGCUAUGAGUCCCAUGCCAUCUCUCCUGGAAACAAACAUAAUCUAUAAUGCAUUAACUCUGCUUCAUUACGCUGUCGUUGCUUUCGUAGAAUACUCUCGCGAGAUCUCGUGGUUAUCGAGAUCUUACAACGCUCCACAUUCGAACUUGAUAACCAUAACGAUGUUCUCCCAAACAUCAGCAUGUGUUGAUAAGGAAAAUAUUACAGCUGCUGAAGCUGUUCAAACCAAAAAUAUCUUUGAAACACCUUCACGAACACCUUUGCAUGAUGUAAAUGGUUCUACUGCUGAAAGAAGAUACUUGACUUUAAAGGGCUCUUUCACCCCAUGCAGCAAGGCACAAACCCCUAGCAUAGCACCAGGGAAAACUGCUAAAACUCCAGUAAGAUCCCUAAAAAGGCCUACCAAAGUAACAUUUGAUGUUAGCGCUGACAUUCAAGCUACAUUGACACCUCAGCUUGCACCAGAAUCAAAAUCAGACUUGCCUGAGUUGACAGAUACAGGGACCAUGAUGACACCAAAAAAGGAAGAAAAUGAGGUCAAAUCAACUGAAGGUAACACCAGUGUUCCAGUAGCCAUGGCAACUACUUCCACCAUGGUAACCCCAGUCAAGACUGCUGAAACAGGACAGAUGGUGUCCCCUGUUGCCAUGAAAACAACUUCUACCACUGUCACGCCAGUCAAGACUGUUGAACAAGAGCAGAUGAUGUCACCUGUUACCAUGGGAACAACUGCCACCAUGGUUACCCCAGUCAAGACUACUGAAACAGGACAGAUGACAUCCCAUGUUGCCAUUGAAAAUACUGCAACCAUGACGACUCCUAUCAGCUUGAGAGAUGCUGGAGGAAUGACCAGUCCAGUCAAGACACAUGACCAGGGUCAAGCUAUGAGUCCCAUGCCAUCUCUCCUGGAAGCUGGAACAACGGUCACUCCAGUUAAAUAUGAAAGCACUGGACAGGCGACCAGUCCAGUAUCCAUGUCAACCACAGAGACAGCAAUGACACCACCGCCAGUCAGAGUGAGCACUGGGACAGUAACGUCUCCAGUCCAGGUACCAUUUGGCAGGUUCUCUGAGAUAGCAGAGGUCAGUCACCUGGAUCCUGUGAAUUUGGCCCAUCAGCUGGAGAGUGCAGGUAUAAGUAAUGAACUGCUGCGGGGUGAGAUAACCUCCUUGAGAGACCACUGUGAACAGAGAGCUAGGCAGCUAGAUCAGCUCAAAGAAGACCUGGCCACCAAGGAAGUGUCUUUGGAAGAAUACAAGGAAAAGAUCCUUCAUGUAGAGUUGGAGGCCAAGGCAUCGGGACAAGAAGUUGUUGCUGACUUGAUGACACAGCUCGGACAGCAGAUGUCCCAAAUUGCUGAUCUUGAAUCUAAAUUAAAGAGUAAAGAUCAGGUAAUCAUUCAAAUGAAAGAGGCACAUGACACAGGCUUAAGAGAGCUGCAAGAACGACAACAGAAAACUGUUGAGAUGCUGCAGCAGAAGAAUCAAAACUUGCAAGACGACCUUUGUACAGCUUACAAACAACACAAGAAAGAGUUGGCAGCACUCAAAGAAGAGCACUCCAGAUUUGACUACAAAUCUCUCUACCAUAAAGCUCAGCAAACCAUUGCAGAGCUGGAAGCUGAGCUUGAAGUGUAUUCCUCACUGAAGGACGCCAUUGAAGAAUAUGAGAGGCAGCAGGAAGCAGUUACAAAGGCAGUUCAGGAAUCCCACAGUAAUGUGAUUAAAAUGUUUGAAAAGGUGCAGGAACAAAAAGAAAUGUGGGCUACAGAGCAUACAAACUGGCAGGCAAAAAUGAAUGAAAAUGACAUCAGAACUCAAGCAGCUGUGGAGACAAGUGAACAAGCUAGAAAGCAAAUGGAAGAUUUUCAGCAACGGGCGGAUGAAGCCAUCAAAGAGUUGAAUAAGAUGAAGGAAAUUCACAGAGUUGAUGCAGAAGAAUUGCUCAGUGCAACAGAACAAAUAACUGAAUUGACUGCACAGCUGAAUUACCUUAAUAUGGAAAACCAUAAGUUAACAAAACAAGUAGGGGACUACGAGGUGAAACAGGUGGAGCAUUUCCAAGAGGUUAUUACCCUAGAAGCAGCUCAGAAAGUUAUGGAGAGAGAACUGAUGAAAGAGAAGGAAAUAGGAACAAAAACUGCAGAAAGAUUGAAGGAUUUGAAUCAUCAUUUAGAAGAGGAAUUCAAGAGAUUCGACCUUGAAGUGCUGAAUCUACAGAGGACUUUGGACUACCGAGAGCAGGAUGUGGAGAGACUAGAACAACAGCUGUCAGAAUUACAGGUGACCCUACAGGCUAGGGAAGAGCUGGUGGACAAACUGAAAGCUGCUGUUCAUGCACAGAGACUGGAGCUGGAGGCCAACUGCAGUGUGAAGCGAGAGCUGAUUGAAGUGAAGGAACAACUGGAGAUGACUCAGACACAAUCCAAGGAGAUGUAUGAGUUCCUGGAAGAAGAGAGAAGGGGUCUUACUGAUACCCUAAGAGAGUCAGGAGAGAGACUCUCUGUCACUAACCUGGAACUGUCUAGGUGUAGGACGGAGGUGCAGGAAAAGACAGUAGUCUGUUUACAGAUGGAGAACACCAUUCAGAACAUGAGCCAGGGUGUCCAGCUGUUGCAGGAGGAGUUGGACAACACCAAGGCCAAUGCCCACCUGAUGUUGAUGACCCAGGAUACAGAGAUCAGUGACUCCAUGCUGGCAGUGGAUGGGCUGUGUGAGAGGAUGAGACUCCUGGUGGAGGUACUGGAGGAAAAGGCAGCUAAGCUACAGGGAGUGGAAAAUGAGACACCAGAAUACCAACAGGCUGCUUCACGUCUACCUCCAAAUCUGGAAUCAUGUAAAGAUUCCCCUUCCAGCAGUGAUGGUGAUGUGUCAAUGCACGUGCUGUCUCCGCCCUUGUUGAGUUCCACUGUGGUCUCUCAUUCUCUGGUCUCCUCCAUCCUGAGUGCUGUUAGGAAGGCAACGGACACCUCGUCAGCAUCUUCCAAAGAGGAGGAGAACCAAGAGGAACCAAAUCCUGCAGAGGCCAGUACUUUUAUACUGGAAGAAAACUGUGAGAAUAAUCCGAGUGCCAGUGAUUCAGAGAAAUCUGGCAAACAGUUGAACAGUGUAAUCCAUCCAGGUAAACUUGUAACAAAUGAUGCACCUGAUACAGCAGGCCACCAAAGAAAAGGACUUGAUUUCCCUGACAGUACAGUAGCCAAAACAAGCACAGAAAAAGUGCAUUUGCUAACCCCAGAGAGUGACAUGGGAGAAACAGAUAAUAAAACUGUAAAAGGAAGUGCAUUCCAGAGGGUUCAACCUUGCCAGGGCCAAGUUCCCAAGUCAGUACCGAAUGAAGAGACCAAGGCAGAGGAGGAGGAGGAAGAGAGUGAGGAGGAAUCACUCACACAGCGGAUCAGUAGAGCUGCUGCAUUCAUGGAGCAGAUUGUGAGUUUGGUGCAGCUGCUACACAGGAUCACUUUCUCUUCAAUCAAAGAACUUGAGAAAGAAAACGACUACUUGAAGGGAAAAAUUGCCGAGAAUCAGUCCAUGUUUGACAAAAACUUGGUUGGACUUAAAGACGACCUGAAAAGCACAGAAAUCAAAAGCCGUAAACUUCAAGUAAGGUUGGAGUUCAAGGUGGGAGAAGUGAAGAAUCUCCAGGAAAGUCUGGACAAGGCUGAGAGGAGGAUCUGUGAGAUGGCAGAGCAGUUCAGCAGCAUUGCAGACCAGAAGGAGAAAAUUCAGAAAUAUUCCAAAGAGAUAGAUCGACUUAGUAAACAGGUGAAGAGCGUUGAACUGGAAAGGACAUUACUGCAGGAGCAGUUGAAAGACUGUCUGAGCAGGAUUGAUGACUUGAAACAGGGACUUGGCCUGGAGGUCACUGAGGGCAAGCACAUACUGGAGAACCAUGUGUUGAAGAAGGAAAAACUCCAACUGAAUGAAAAGCUGCUGGAGAAGAGAGAAGAAGUAGACAUUUUGCAGUCUAAACUAGACAGGGAGAUGAAGAAGUAUUCUAAGGACCUAAAGGAAGCACAAACUGCCAUUUUCCACUAUGACAGGCAGCUGGAGAACAUACGAAAGGUUCUUGAAAAACACCAAUACUUGCUGAUAGGAAGACCUGACCUUCAGAAAGUAAUGAGUGAGCUUAGUGGUGAAAAUCACAGCCAUUAACAUUGCUUUGGUGAAAUUCCAAACAGUCAAAGAACUUUGCUGUUUGAAGUCUUAAUAACAAGAACACCAAAAUUGUUAGCAUUCUUAAAAGAUCAAGGUACAUCUUCACCUGUAUAUGAUGUAUUAUUUCACUUUUCACACCUUGGCAUCUUAUGUAUAUGUUAUAUAAUGUUUAAAUUAGUUGCUUCCAUAAUGCUCUCCUGUACAUCAGGUAUAGAUAAUUGUUAUCAGAUUACUAUUGUAGUACUGUGACUGAAAUCUAAUAAUUUGCGUAUUGUGUGAGGGCGUUUUUGUAUGAUAAAUGUAUUGAAAUAGCUACGGGAUGUUUCAGGGAGUCUUUAUUUAAAAAAGUAAGAGAAAUAUUAUUAAAUGUUAUUGUAAAAUAAAAAGUGAUUUACUUGGCAUUUAGUUGUAAAUAUCAAACUCAAUUUUUCUAUAAUAAAUGUUAUAUUCAAGCAAGAAU